AUGAUGAGAGUUUAACCGCCUCCGCUACUGUCGCUUUUUUUUCUCGGUUUCUUCGGAUUGGAAGUCGCUCUGCUUCCGAGCCUGUCGCUUCUUUCGGUUUCUUCGAAUUGGAACUCACCAGGCUUUCUGAGCAAGUGCUGAUUCUAGUAAGAAUUUAUUGCCAGAAUCACUGUUCGAUUGCUUUUUUAAUGGUGAGGAGUUGGCCGGAAUCUAUUCGAUUCGCUUCUGCAGUAUGUUUGUCCUGCUACUGUUUUAUCAUUGAUUUCAAUAUGGGGUGUUAGUUUAAUGGAUCAGAAACUGGUUUUCACGAAAAAGGUUCUGGCUUGCUGCUUGUGGAGCGGAAGUCGAAUGAAUCAGAAACUACCUUCCUGCUUUACUUCGAGAAGUAACUGCUAAUUCAGUUAACCCUGAUAUUUCUGCCUGAAUAUAGGGGGCGUUAUGUUCAAGUUUGAAUUAUGUGGUUGCUUCCUCCUCUUUGUAAGCGCAGUUUUUACCGCCGGAUGAUCCCUUGCAAAUUUUAUCCCUUCCGUUUCAUAACUUUAACUUUUUGGCCACAAAACCCUUGUUAACAAUUACGCAUGCUUUAUCAGUUAGCUCGAUUGCAAUUAGAGAACUAAUUGCCUUCCAUUAUAAGUAAUAUCUACUCUGUUGCAAAGGCCAAAAAAAAGUUUUCUUGGCACAACCUGACCCGGUGUUUUAUCCACACUGUAAAGGUUUCUUGAUUUUUGUAGCUGAGACCUGGUUGAACUGAUUAGAACAUCAUAAUUCUAUUUGAAAAUUGAAGUGAGUGCGCACGUGUGCAUGUCUUUUGGAUGCUUUCCCCCUCUGAAGUCUGAAUACAGCUCGUGCAGUGCAGCAGGCUGGGGUUGCUGAGUUUAACCCUUGUUAGUUUCUUUGCGUAGAGGUCACACUUGCAGUAGAUUUCAGAGUGAGUUUUAGCAUAGCUUACCUUCCUGGACUGGGUUUCCCGGGAAUAUGAGUUUGCCUCGUUCUUCAUGAACCGAUUUCCUCCGUGAGAAAUCCUUGCUUUCUGGUCAAGUAUAGUUUUCAGCAGCUCAGGCUUCAGAGUUCAGACAUGUUGAAUCUUGACGCAAUGCAAUUGCAACCGCAUGUAUGAUGCCCUCACCCAUUGUUCCUUCUGAUGACCUGCCCCAGGGUCCGAUCUCCAACGAUGCGUCGCAAAAGCGGUUCUUCAGCAUCGCCCCACCGGCAGCGCUGAUAUUUUUCUUCGUACUAAUAUUCUUCGCUGGUGCAAUUGUCACGCUUGAUCACAAGGAGAACUUGUCGAUACUGCAACUGCAUCCAAGAGAAGCGUUUGCAACUGAGGAGAUCAGGCCUCCAGCGACGAGCGCGUUGCGCGCUGAGCCAACAGAGGAACCCAACCUCUGUGAGAACCAAUGCAGACCUUCAGGCAGCGAGGCCUUGCCGAGGGGCAUCGUGCAGGACAAGUCCAACUUCCAGAUGGAGUCCCUGGGCGGCAAUCCAGGACGGAAGGAGGCUGUUAGGUCGUCAAAAAGCCUCCUUGCGAUCCCCGUCGGCAUUAAGCAGAAGUCGGGCGUCGACAAGUUUGUCUCCAAGUUCCCGGCUGCCAACUUCAUCGUGAUGCUGUUCCACUACGAUGGCGUGGUCGACGGGUGGCGAGACCUCAAGUGGUCGGACCGCGCGAUCCACGUCGCCGUGCGCGACCAGACCAAGUGGUGGUUCGCCAAGAGGUUCCUGCACCCUGACCUGGUGGCGGAGUACGAGUACAUCUUCCUCUGGGACGAGGACAUCGAGGUGGACAGCUUCGACCCGCUCAAGUACCUGCGGAUCGUGCGGAGGGAAGGGCUCGAGAUCUCGCAGCCGGCGCUGGACCGCCGGUCGCAGAUCCACCACCCGCUCACGGCCCGCGCGCGCAACGUCGACGUCCACCGGCGGUUCUACAAGACGAGCGGGCAUGGCCGAUGCUACGGCAACAGCACGGGGCCGCCGUGCACGGGGUGGGUCGAGAUGAUGGUGCCGGUGUUCUCGCGCGCGGCGUGGCGGUGCGCGUGGCACAUGAUCCAGAACGACCUCAUCUACGCGUGGGGGAUGGACUACAAGCUCGGGUACUGCGCGCAGGGCGACCGGCGGCGCAACGUCGGCGUCGUCGACAGCCAGUACGUGCUCCACCGGGGCAUCCCCACGCUCGGCGACGGCGGCAAGGCGCAGGUGUCCGCGUCCACGUCGGCGUCGGCGACGGACCGGCUGGCGGUGAGGCAGCGGUCGUACACCGAGCUGAAGUUGUUCAACAGGAGGUGGAAGGAGGCCGUGGCGGAGGACGGGUGCUGGACCGACCCUUACCCGAAUCCGGCGACCACCGGCUGACCGUCCGACGGGGUGAGAUAGUGAGGAAGGUACACUACAGUAGUCAGUAGCUGUUACAUUGACCUUGUCUAGAUGAUAGAAGAUUAUACACCAUAUUUACAGCUUCAGAGUGCUCAGGGCAGAGCUCGUGUAUGAUGUACAGAUUGCUAUUUUCUUUUCUCUGAUCUCCAAGGGAAAAAGCAGGCGUGAAUAAAAAAGAUAUGCAUUUUUUUCUGAA
This is a messenger RNA of Panicum hallii, 2563 nucleotides long. RefSeq lists its product as uncharacterized. The record is from RefSeq and is a predicted model, not a curated record. The coding region runs from base 1114 to 2346 and encodes 410 amino acids. NCBI's taxonomy places the organism in Eukaryota, Viridiplantae, Streptophyta, Magnoliopsida, Poales, Poaceae. The transcript has 4 exons.